UUGCAAAGUGGUUUGUGAAACGGAGGGACGAAGCAUCCUCCUCCUCCCUCUCUCCGCUCUUGCACGCUGCUGCAGUUAGCCACAGCGGGCUCAGCAGCUCCCGUCAUUUUUCUCGGCUCUCUCCUGAGCGGCCGACUGCAUUCCAUCAACACUGAGGCCACUUUUUCAUCUGAAGAUCGACCUUGCUGUCUAAUCGACCGUUCUCCUAUUACGCCUACUGGAUUACUGAAAACCAGACGUUUUCAUUUGUAUGAUGUGGUCUGUGUACAAAAUGUUAAAAACGUUCUAAUAAGGCUUUCGACUGGAGAUCCGUGAGUAGGCUAUGUAUGUAGGCGGAUAAGAUGGAGAAGGGCAGAUAAAUGACGGAGAGGACAAAUUAAAUCUCCGCGUGUCUUCGUGGGCUCGGUGUGGAUGGUUCUCAAUUUCUCAUAAGCAGAAAAAAGAAAGCAUCGUUACAGCAAUCGGUUAUCUCUUGGAAACAGACAGAAGCUGAAAACCAGGCAGCCUCGGACACUUUCGGUACCUUAGACGGUGGAAAUAGCCUGAAACCUGAUUCAGUCACCAAUCUCAACCUUCUAUUCAACUCCAGCAACUUUAAAGCUGCUUUCUGCCAAUGAAUCGUCCCCCCGGUUUACCAGCUGCAUUUAAUAAGUUUGAUGGAGAUCGUUGUACCUGUGGACAGAGCACUUUAUAAAAGCGUUGAAGCUGCGUGUUUACGAAGUUCUGUUCCAAACACAGGCGAUGAUAGGUUUCCUAUUUUUAAUAUAACGGGAGAAGAGCUUGAUGACAGUCCUCUGCGUUGAUUUGAAUUGUUUGUCGGUUGCAAAAAGCUUACGAUCACAUUAAAAUUAUGUAAAUAACACAGAAUUGCAAAUGGGCUCUCUUCUCUCAGGAACACCAGCGUGGGCUCGUUCAUAGGAUUUCAUUCUUCCCGAGCCACACGCAAUACCACCUUGCUCCCUCCAAGCCGAAAAGUGUAUAGAAGGAAUACACUGACUCCAAGCUUCGCUCAACCUUCAGCAUCCCCCAGCUAUGACAAGGCUUUGCCAAAACCUCCCCCGUAGGCCGGUCUCCCGCUACUCUCUGAUCUUUAUCCUUACUGUUCUAGCCUGCUCCUGCCCGGCUCUAGGCAAGAAGAAGCUCUAUAUUGGAGCCCUGUUUCCCAUGAGUGGAGGUUGGCCUGGUGGACAAGCCUGCCUCCCCGCUGCUCAGAUGGCCCUGGACUUGGUGAAUAAUAGGACAGACAUCCUGCCUGACUAUGAGCUGGAGCUGAUAUAUUAUGACAGUAUGUGUGAUCCUGGUGAGGCCACCAAGCUGCUGUAUGACCUUCUGUACACAGAGCCUAUCAAAAUCGUGUUGAUGCCAGGCUGCAGCUCGGUGUCCACACUGGUGGCUGAAGCUGCUCGCAUGUGGAACCUCAUAGUGCUGUCAUAUGGCUCCAGCUCUCCUGCUCUGUCCAACCGACAGCGCUUCCCCACUUUCUUCCGUACUCAUCCAUCUGCUACACUGCACAACCCCACUCGGGUACAGCUCUUCCAGAAGUGGAAAUGGACCAAGAUUGCCACUAUCCAGCAAACAACAGAGGUUUUUACCUCAACUCUGGAUGAUCUGGAGGAGAGGGUGAAGGAGGCAGGGAUUGAAAUCAGUGUUCGUCAGAGCUUCCUAACCGACCCAGCUGUGGCUGUCAAAAAUCUCAAGCGUCAAGAUGCCAGAAUUAUUGUCGGCCUGUUCUAUGAGACAGAGGCAAGGAAAGUCUUCUGUGAGGUUUACAAGGAGAAGUUAUAUGGGAAAAAGUAUGUUUGGUUCCUCAUUGGCUGGUAUGCAGACAACUGGUUUAAGAUCAAAGACCCAUCCAUCAACUGUACUGUGGAGCAGAUGACAGAGGCUGUGGAGGGUCAUGUAACUACUGAAAUUGUCAUGCUUAACCCAGAAACAGUACGAGGAGCUUCUAACCUGACCUCUCAAGAGUUUCUUGCUCAGCUCAUGUCCAAACUUGGGGGUAAAAAUCCAGAAGAAACAGGUGGUUUCCAAGAGGCUCCGCUGGCCUAUGACGCUGUGUGGGCUCUAGCGCUGGCCCUCAACAAAACCGUUGGGCCCCUUAGGGCCAAGGGUCAUCGUCUUGAAGAUUUUAACUAUAACAACCGAGAUAUCACUGCUGAGGUCUACCGAGCAAUGAACACCAGCUCUUUUGAAGGAGUGUCUGGUCAUGUUGUAUUUGAUGCUCAAGGAUCUCGAAUGGCCUGGACUUUAAUUGAACAGCUUCAAGGAGGAAGCUAUAAAAAGAUCGGAUACUAUGACAGCACUAAAGGCAAUCUGUCCUGGUAUGGGAAUGACAAGUGGAUAGGCUCUGGACCUCCUGCAGACCAGACAGUGGUCAUUGAAGAGUUCCGCUACCUGUCUCAGAAGCUCUUUGUGUCUGUGUCUGUCUUUGCUGGGUUGGGAAUCCUUCUGGGAAUUGUCUGCCUCACUUUCAACAUUUACAACAGCAACGUCAGGUACAUUCAGAACUCUCAGCCCUACCUUAACAACAUGACAGCAGUAGGCUGCAUGAUGUCUCUGGCUGCUGUCUUUCCUCUGGGUAUUGAUGGCCUUCAUGUCCACAGGAAGCAGUUUCCUGUCAUCUGCCAGUUUCGCCUGUGGCUGCUUGGCCUGGGUUUCAGUCUUGCAUAUGGCAGCAUGUUCACCAAGAUCUGGUGGGUUCACACUGUCUUCACAAAGAAGGAUGAAAAGAAGGAUAAGAAGAAGCACCUGGAACCAUGGAAACUCUAUGCGACUGUUGGCGUUCUGCUUGGCAUUGACAUCCUGUCCCUCAUGAUCUGGCAGAUUGUUGAUCCUUUGCACAUCACAGUGGAGAAAUUUACCAGAGAAGCUCCCAAAGGGGAUCUUGAUGUUUUGAUCCAGCCCUUACUGGAGCACUGCAACUCAGAAAAGAUGAACACCUGGCUUGGUGUGGUAUAUGGUUAUAAAGGCUUACUACUGCUGCUUGGCAUCUUCCUGGCCUAUGAGACCAAGUCCAUCUCUACAGAGAAAAUCAAUGAUCAUCGUGCUGUUGGCAUGGCCAUCUAUAAUGUUGCCGUACUGUGUAUGAUCACAGCUCCAGUCACCAUGAUUCUGUCCUCCCAGCAGGAUGCCUCUUUCGCCUUCGCCUCUUUAGCCAUUGUCUUCUCAGUCUACAUCACCCUGGUGGUUCUGUUUGUCCCCAAGAUGCGGCGUCUGAUAACACGAGGUGAGUGGCAGUCAGACACCCAGGAGACCAUGAAGACAGGUUCAUCCACCAAUAACAAUGACGAGGAGAAGUCCAGACAACUAGAGAGAGAGAACAAGGAACUGCAGAAGAUCAUCCAGGAGAAAGAAGAACGUGUGUCAGAGCUGAGAAACCAGCUGUCUGAGAGACAGGCCCUGCGAUCAAGGAGAAGAGCGUCCACCAUCACUUAUCAGAACCACAGCCCCCCUCCCUUUUCCAUCACCCAGAGUGACCCCAGGUCUUUGGCCCCUCCUCCAGGAUACCCAGCGCCUGCCUCUGACCCCCAUCCCGUUCCACAGUCCUUCGCCAACUCGUCCAGCCUCUACCAGUCAGACAGCAAAAUCAGUCGAAAUAAGUGCCACACUAGCCGGCUUCAGCUACUCUACAAGUAAGAUGGUGGUUAAGAGUGGCAGGAUGAGGAUAGUAAUACAAGUUUGAAAAAUAAAUCAAUAUCUAAGGUUUCAAAUGCACAUAAAUAAAGGUAAAGGAUUUUCCCUCAGACAGAAAUGAGUGCAGCAAGAUAUGUUCCAGUCAAGCAACAGCUCAAUAAAAAACACUGGCGAGAACGCACAUACACAGAUAUACACCCUGUGAUAGCAUAUGUUCUUUUGAUUAAAUUGAUUGAGGCAUGAGCAGUGUCUUUAAAUGUCCCCUGGUUUUAAGGUCACUGGUUUACCACUACUACUACAACUUGAAAACAGUAGAGCGGCUGUAGCUCAGGAUGUAGACUGGGUCAUCCACCCGUUGGCUCCUCCAGCCAAACCACAUCAAAGAAUCCUUGGCCAAGAUCCUGAGUUGCCCCAAAGGCAUCCAUCACAGUAUGAGGUUAAAAGCACUUAGGCAUAGAAAAAAAGUGCUUAAAUGAAUGUGUGUGCAAAUGGGUGAAUAAGAAUUGUAGUAAGGAAGCACUUUGAGUGUUCAAAUACAGUAGAAAAAUGCUAUAUGUGUACCAGUCCAGUAUUUUCUAAGCUAAUCUCUGCUGGAUUUGUUUUUGAUUUAUUGCUCUGGAUAAAUUUCCUGCCAACUGAAGUCAGUGACCAAAUUUGUAACCGGUCUGUUCUCUAUUAGAUUUAAAUGGUAGCCUACAAAAUUAGCAAGGUUAGUUUAGUUUUAAACCUGUGCUGGUGCUCACUGUUUGGUGAAAGAGGAGCAGAGGUCUGUCCAAGAAAUCUGUCUUCCAGUUUUGAUGAGUGAAAUAUUAUUAUUUCAUUAGUAUGUUUUUUAAUACUAAUUGGCAGGUAUCCGCAGUGUAUGCCCAGUGCACCAGUAUAGUUAGUCGUUGCAGUUUGCUAACCAGGCAAGAGAUGGCCAAUGAUGGUGACCAAAAUGCUUCCAUUAAGGCUUCAACAUGUCUCCUGGUGGCUGCAUCCAUCCUUGUUAUUACAGUUUCAAACUGGUUGGGUUUAUAUACAGAGUGGUAGAGUUGUAGAACAACAAACUUGCCUGAAGACUAGGCUAUUUGCUAUUUGUGUUAUAAGCAGAAUAGAUAUAAUUAUAGCAUACUACAUUUGUUCCCCAAUGAUAAUAUCUUUGAGCAAACCAAAAGACUAUGUUUACAGCCUUUUAUUGUUGUGGUGUGCAUUCCUACAAUGUGUAACUAAAUUUCUGUGUACUAGAUUUAAUGCAGAAGUACAAAUCAAGUUUAACAUUGCAUACAAUAGUAUUUUCAGCAGUGACAGGUUUACCAUCAAAAUUCAAAGUAAUCAUUUAUGAAACAACAAGAAGAGCAUUCUAUCUGUGAUGACCACUGACACACCUGAACACUGAAGAUGAUGAGAGUUUCUUUAGCUGAAUCAAAGGCACUUUGAUAUGCACACAGUUAUCAGCAUGUCUAUUAUGAUGAUUCAUGAUAAAGCUGCUGACCCAGGCAUGAUUGCCAGCAUCCCCCACUGGUGUAUGUAAUAGACAUAGUGUCAGGUUUUACACAAGUGGACCCAGGUGGCAGAUCAUUCAGACAGACACGGCUGCAGUUAAACAGGUUUAUUUACAGUGAGGACGAAUAUCAAACAUAACACUGAGAUGAGGGAGCACAUUUAAUGGAAACCUCAAACUAUCCAGAGGGGGAAGAGGAGAGAAGGAAGUUUGCGACCGAUAGGAACAGAGCUGAGGAGAUACGGAAAUGCUCACAAGGAAUUAGAGAGCUUACUCGCCACACGGUUAGUACGGACUUGGGUGAGGUACAUAGAGCCGGAGGUUGAGGCGGGGACCAGCGACAGUGUAGGCGAGUGGGCUGACAGGGUCCAGAAGAGAUGAACUCAGGUAGCACGGUGAAGCAGACAGGUGGAUGGCUGGGCAGAUAGUGUCGUGAACUGACCGGAAACAGAGGAGAAGGAAAUCUGUGAAUACCUUGGUUAUCAAACUAGUACAUAAAAUACGGGUGAUUUGUUACUGCUUGAGGCUUAGACAAUAAUCUGACACCUGAGAGCUGCUUCUUAAAUAGUCCAACUAAUGAUGCCUGAUGCUCAAAGGGUGCAUCAGGGAAACCGUGAUGAUCACAGCCCAGCGGCCUGCUCCAAAAAAGGAAACAACACAAAACACAAUAGAACAGACCCGUCCCAGCUUUUAAAUCACAGUUUAAAAAAUAAUCAAAUGCAGAUAACAACAGCCUAGCAAUCAUUUAGAACUCAUAAUAUGGUCUUCUAAUGUGGUUAAAUAGUGAUUGAAGAGACUGACAAAAAAAUAUGAUUUUUUUUAAUGAAUGUUGCAAAUUUUGUUAGUGGUUAUGUUCAUUAUUUAAUUAGCUUUGUCACUGUAGCUCUUCUGGUUAAAUGUUUGAUGGUGGUUUAAACAGUGUUCCUGGUCGCUGUUUAGAGAGAAUCCAUAGUUGGGUGUGUUCAUGCUAAACCCCUCACUGUCAAGGGCAGUGCUAUCAUUGGACUUCUACAAUCCGGGUUUCUCAUUUCUCAGUAAAAUGUCUUGAAGAGUUUAAAAUUAGAUUCAAACAAGAUUAGAUCUUAAAAUGUUUUAUUUAACCUUAAUUUGCUGUAGGAAUUACAUUUGCAGAUCUUAUGUUUAAGGCUAUAAAAUACAACAUUACCAAUUUUUAAAUCAGUUUUUAGACCUUUUUUUCUAGUUGCUCAGUAUUGUUGCUGCUUAUUUAUGUCGUGAGCAUAUAUUUCUUUUAGGAUGUAAUUACACUGUCCAAUACACUUGGGGGUGCUAAUGUCAUGAUUUCUGUUGUGUUUUACUGUUCCACUGGUAAGUUUACAGCAGCACAUGUGGUACAUCUUAGCACAGUAUGGGUGUCAGCUAAACAUAUGAAUUGAAAAAACAUUAUAACAUUUCUGUUGUUCUUUUGUGAACAUUUUCUAAUAGUUCUACCAGUAUCCCGUUUUUCUCUUUAGAGAAAUGUACAAUUGGUGUUGAAUUCUAACUGCAAGCGUGAAGGUAAUAUGUCAGCUAGGUCAGGGCAAUAUGGCCAAAAAUAUUUAUCACGAUGUAUAUUUGAAAAUUUGCGAUAACGAUAUAACUGACGAUAUAAUUGACACGAGACAAAAUACUUUACAACUCCACAACUUUAUUAGUGCAAAAAAAACUCCCCCAUCAAUGUAUUUUCACUUAAACUAGCAGCUGUUUUUCAUGUGCAUUAAAGAUAUAUAAAAAUUUAACAGUGCAAAUGCAAAUUUCUUGCUGACAGUUCAACCAAAAGGCAUUUCCAGUGGAAAUUGGCCGACAUAUCCUGACCAUAACCAUAUAUAAUAUCCACAAAACUUAAAAAGAGGUUAUACAUACACAAUGCAGCACAGUAUGUAUUACUCCGCGAGGCUCCUGCCUACGGUAGCCAAAUGCUCCAACAAUCCAUCAAGCGGUGCGGCUUCAUAGCUUACAAAAGUCGUACUAAAACAUUUUUUGACAGAUUUUUGAGCGCCGUGUAGCACUUAAAAUCGGUUCAGUAAUAACGACAGCCAGCUUGCAUGCUCUGCCAAAAAUUGUGCUUUGGUGUGUAUCUGAUGGAUGAAAGCCAAACCAGUUGCACACCACUGAAGUUGCACAAUUUUUACAAACCAAUUCUGGUUCUUCUGUUUCAUUCAACAAUCCGCUUUCACCCUUCUCAUUCUCCAUCACCGCCAUGCUUUUUUCGCCAUGUGCGUGUGAAAACAAAGGCACUGCGCAUGUGCGUUUUACCCAUAUUCUAUCACGAUAUUUCAUUUUCUUAUCAUUGCCUAACAUUAUACCGGUAUUACCAUGAACAGUAUGAUAUAUUAAGUAAAGAAUGGUUAAUUAUAAUAAAUGCAGCCCUUAAUCUACCACAAGGGAUCAAAAAGUUAAGUUAAGUAUUAUCCUGUACCAUUCCAUUAUGUGCUUGCUGUCACUGACAGACCCUAUGUGUUGAUGUUUACUGGGAGUGGCGCUUAGGGGACAUGCAUGUAAAUCAGUAAAAAGUAAUGAAAUUAUGGACAGCAGACUACAUGUAACAACCAAAUGGAAUUAAAUAACACAAUUGCAAUAUAACUAAUAUUUUUCUUUACUCUAAUCAUCACACACAGAUUUUUCUGUGUGUUUCACUGCGUUGUGAAAAGGCUGAUUGAUUCCAGGAGCUACAUGUAAUACCAGACCAGCUUUCAAUUAAAAAUGGUAAACCUGUUGACUAUAUGGCCAGCAGUGUAUUUCAGACAACUCUAAUGAACAGUUCCUGUCACCUUGUUUUUGAAGCUCAAAGUAGAGUUCGCUGCAGGGUAUUCAGUUCAGUUCAAUUCAAUUUUAUUUGUAUAGCGCCAAAUCAAGGCACUUUAUA
Messenger RNA from Oreochromis aureus, 7979 nucleotides. RefSeq names its product gamma-aminobutyric acid (GABA) B receptor, 1b (gene gabbr1b). Gene Ontology annotation, biological process: G protein-coupled receptor signaling pathway; gamma-aminobutyric acid signaling pathway. Gene Ontology annotation, cellular component: G protein-coupled receptor heterodimeric complex; membrane. The record is from RefSeq and is a predicted model, not a curated record. Bases 1033 to 3636 code for a protein of 867 amino acids. The transcript is spliced from 18 exons. NCBI's taxonomy places the organism in Eukaryota, Metazoa, Chordata, Actinopteri, Cichliformes, Cichlidae. Gene Ontology annotation, molecular function: G protein-coupled GABA receptor activity.